CUGGACAUACAUACCUACCUCAUAACAUUACGUCUACCAUUCACAUCACCACCUUCCUCACUACCACUCGAAUUGAUCCAUCUAUCUCCAGGUACUACAUACAUAGUAGAUCUCAUCUCCAAUAAUUCUUAUCUCUAUUAUUGUAAAUCAACUUCAAUUGAUUCGCAAUAAUGUCGGGUUGGGGUCAAAACCAGGGUUACGGAUACGGCGGACAUCAACCUCCUCCCCAGGGAUAUCCUCCUCCUCAAGGAUAUAAUCAAUAUGGCCCUCCUGGCGGCGGUCCUCCUCAGGGAUAUAAUCAAUAUGGUCCUCCAGGCGGUCCUCCUGGUGGUCCUCCCCAACAUCAUGGCUAUAAUCAGUAUCCUCCACCUCAACAGCAAGGAUAUAAUCAGUAUCCUUCCCAAGGCGGCCCUCCUCAGUCACAUCACCAGCCGCCCAAUCAAUACCCCCCGCCUAAUUACCCCCCACCAUCUGGAUUAGAUCCCUAUGGAUACCGCCAGGGCCCUCCCGUCCAGGGAUAUGGUGGCCAACAUCGAGCUGGACCACCUCCCCCAACAGCCCCCCAGCAAUUCGGGCAUGGUGCCCCGGAGGGCUACACCUUCCAAUAUUCCAACUGUUCGGGAAAGCGAAAGGCCCUAUUAAUUGGCAUCAACUAUAUGGGUCAACAGGGCGAAUUGCGUGGCUGCAUCAAUGAUACGAAGAAUGUUUCUCAAUUCCUAAUCGAGCGAUAUGGAUAUAAGAGAGAAGACAUGAUCGUGUUAACUGACGACCAACAAAAUCCUAUCAUGAUCCCAACCAAGGCUAACAUCAUCCGAGCCUGUGAGUGGCUUGUCUCCGGUGCUCGGCCCAAUGACGCUUUAUUUUUGCACUAUUCUGGCCAUGGGGGUCAAACUGAAGAUAAAGACGGGGAUGAGGAAGAUGGCUCUGAUGAGGUCAUUUAUCCCGUCGAUUAUAAACAGGCCGGUCACAUUGUGGACGAUGAUCUCCACCGCAUUGUUGUGAAGCCCCUCCAGGCCGGUGUAAGGCUGACGGCAAUAUUUGAUUCGUGCCAUUCUGGCUCCGUCCUGGACUUGCCAUACAUCUACUCCACAAAGGGUGCCCUCAAAGAGCCUAAUCUGGCAGCCGAAGCUGGGCAAGGUUUAUUAAAGGCCAUCUCCUCAUACGCUUCGGGUGACAUAGCAGGGGUUGGCAACGCUCUUUUCAGCUUUGCUAAGACUGCGUAUCGAGGUGAUGAUGGAUACAAAAAGACGAUUGAGACAAAGACCUCGCCGGCAGAUGUCAUCAUGUGGUCCGGCAGCAAGGACGAUCAGACUUCUGCGGAUGCUACAAUUGCAUCUCAAGCAACCGGCGCCAUGUCUUGGGCAUUCAUCACGGCCCUGAAACAAGACCCGAAGCAAAGUUACGUGGAGCUUCUCAAUAGUAUCCGCGACGUAUUGCAAACCAAGUACACGCAGAAACCGCAGUUGUCGUGCAGUCAUCCUCUUGAUACGAAUCUUCUCUUCGUGAUGUGAGCCAGUUUGUUUCGAGGAGCUUCAUGGAAGAGGACUCUGUACUUAAUAGCAGACUCAUAUUUGUGGUGAAUGAGACAAGUCAGUCAGAGUAGCCUCAUCAAUUCAUCGCAAUCUGAUUUUGUGCAAUAGUCCUCUAAUUACGCCAUAUAGAGUGGUUCCCUCGUGAUUUGCAAAUACAAAUUAAGUUAUGAGCUAGCCCCGAGG
Messenger RNA from Hypoxylon fragiforme, 1715 nucleotides. RefSeq names its product caspase domain-containing protein. Gene Ontology annotation, biological process: proteolysis. Gene Ontology annotation, molecular function: cysteine-type endopeptidase activity. NCBI's taxonomy places the organism in Eukaryota, Fungi, Ascomycota, Sordariomycetes, Xylariales, Hypoxylaceae. Bases 171 to 1511 code for a protein of 446 amino acids. The record is from RefSeq and is a predicted model, not a curated record. The transcript has 6 exons.